AUGGCGUCAAUCGACGACUGCCCCUAUCUUAAGGUCUCCGAGGAAGUGCAGCAGGCCAUUCACGAGAAUAGGCCUGUCGUGGCACUCGAGAGCACAAUCUAUACACAUGGUUUCCCAUAUCCUGACAACAUUGCACUGGCAUCUCAUCUGGAAAGUAUCGUCAGAGCUGGCGGUGGUGUUCCUGCUACCAUUGGCAUCCUGGACGGUGUAGCUCGCGUAGGCUUGGACGCUGAAGAAGUCAUUCGACUUGCCGGUGCUGCGGGUAAGCCUGACACUCUCAAGAUCUCCCGACGUGACCUCGGUUUUGCUUGCGGCAUGGGCUCUCCGGGACGUCGUUACAAUGGUGGCACGACUGUUGCAGGCACUAUGAUCCUGGCUCAUCUGGCUGGAAUUCAGGUCUUCGCGACCGGAGGUCUCGGUGGAGUCCACAGAGGCGCUGAGAGCACAAUGGACAUCUCUGCUGAUUUGACUGAGCUUGGCCGUACUCCAGUCGCUGUUGUGAGUAGCGGCUGCAAGAGCUUCCUCGACAUUGGCAGAACUCUGGAAUAUCUCGAGACUCAAGGCGUGCCUGUCGCCACCUUUGCUGACGGCCGCACGGGAAACAUCGACUUCCCUGCUUUCUGGACACGAGAGAGUGGUCUCAAGAGUCCCAUGGUCCUGGAAGAUGAGGCAACUGCCGCUGCAGUCAUUCAUGCGCACAAGUCAUUAGGCUUACAAUCUGGACUUUUGUUCGCCAAUCCCAUCCCUGAGGCAUUCAGUAUUGCCAAAGCCGAGAUGGAUAAGGUGAUCGACAAAGCUCUUCAAGAGGCAGCGCAGGCUGGUGCUACUGGAGCUGCCAAUACACCAUUUAUUCUUGCCAAGAUCAAGGACUUGACGGGCAAGAAUAGUGUCAAAUCAAACAAGGCCUUGAUCGAGAACAAUGUCAGGAGAGGCACCACCGUGGCGGCUGAGCUCAUGAAGCUUCAGACCGGGAUCAACCAUGGUCAGGCUUCGUUCCAGCCAGCACCUCAAUAUCAACAGAUAGGCAGAUCAGGAUCAACAAAGCAUGCUACAUCUGGUACACCCGAAACUAUCUCCAGUCCUGUCAAGCAGAAUACUGUUACCUCCCCAUCUGUCUUUGUGGCUGGAGCGCUUGCUGUAGACUUCUCGUGUGACUACGCUCCGAUAUCUACUACUGCGAACAAAGAGCCCGUGCUUCAUACAUCAAACCCAGCGAAGAUCAUUCAGUCACUAGGUGGUGUAGCUCAUAACGUUGCACGAGCGGCGAAUCUUGUGGGCGACCCAGUACGCUUAUGCAGUUCGGUCGGCGAUGACCUUUCGGGUAGAGCUGCUCUGGAUGCCCUUGCGACAGAAGGUCUGGAGAUUACUGGUAUCAAGACACGCAUAGGGAGCAGUACGGCUCAGUAUGUCGCCAUCAAUAAUGCCAGUAAGGACCUGGUCAUCGCUAUGGCCGACAUGGACAUUCUGGACGAACCUGCAGCACAACCUGGGCAACCAUCGACUUCCACUACUACUUCCAGCGACACACUCAAUGAUCUCUGGUUACCCCAACUACAGCAAAGCAAGCCAACACAUCUUGUUCUGGACGCAAACUGGCAGUCACCGGCCUUAGCUCGCUGGCUCGAUGCUGCAAAGUCCAUCUCUGCUCAAGUUGCCUUUGAGCCAGUGAGCACGGCAAAGGCGCCCAGAAUUUUCCAGUUGCCACGUCAGACACCUCUCAGAACUUUCCCUGAGGCAUCGGUUCAUCUUUCUACUCCAAACUCUCUCGAGCUCUCUGCCAUGUAUGAAGCAGCCCGCUCGCUCGGCUUCUUCGAUCGUCAAGAUUGGUGGGCAGUUAUCGAUGCUUUGGGUAUUCCUUCUACAGGUGCUAGAGUAGCGAUGACCAUUGCAACAAACUCUACUCUCGUGGAUGCUGGUAUCCCUCAACAGACCAUUCAAUUGUUGCCGUUCAUCCCCACGAUUUGCGUCAAGCUUGAAGCUGAUGGUGUGCUUGUCACUCAAAUUCUACCUGCCGGCGACUCGCGCCUACAAGAUCCUGCAUCGUCGCCGUACAUCCUUAGCCGCUGCUUCAAUCUACCGGAGGAGUCGUCUGGUGUAGGUGGUGUAUAUAUGCGCCUGUUCCCUGCUGCUGAGAAGGUGGAUGGGAAGGAUAUCGUUAGUGUCAAUGGUGUUGGCGAUACUUUCUUGGGCACGAUCGUUGCUGGUCUUGCCAAAAGAGGGAAGGAUGCAAAGAUCGAGGAAUUGAUUGACGUUGCGCAGAGGGCUGCUGUGUUGACAUUGAAGAACAAGGAGGCUGUGAGUCCUGAGCUCGCGAGUCUAAGGUCGAUGCUGUGA
Messenger RNA from Aureobasidium subglaciale EXF-2481, 2334 nucleotides. RefSeq lists its product as uncharacterized. The coding region runs from base 1 to 2334 and encodes 777 amino acids. Gene Ontology annotation, molecular function: pseudouridylate synthase activity. The transcript is spliced from 3 exons. Lineage: Eukaryota; Fungi; Ascomycota; Dothideomycetes; Dothideales; Saccotheciaceae. The record is from RefSeq and is a predicted model, not a curated record.